GUCUGUCAACAAAGAUUUCGUUCAAUGCGUUAAGCAUGAUUUGAAAAUGCUAUUAGACUUUUUUUUAAGACAAGAAUAAUUGUUUUUCGAAGUAAUGGAGUCCCAAGAACAAACUAGCAUUAGUUUUGAAUGUUAUUGCUCCACUACCGCUUAUGAUCCUCAUAUGUUACUAUGUUCAGCAUGUAAGAAAAGAUUUCACCCCGCUUGUUUGAAAUCUGGCCGACCUUCUGAUUUAAUUGGAGAUAUUUAUUUCAAGUUUACAUGUUCAAAUUGCUCGCCUGAUGGUGUUGAGAUCGUAAAGCGUAUGAAACUUCAGUGGACUUUAGUUAUUAUUCUGACUCUUUAUAAUUUACAACUCCAAGGUGGCGGGAAAUGUGGUUAUUUUCGAUGGCGUGAGCAUAUUUGCAGAUUCAUUGAUAAACAUUGGACGUUGUUGUUUGGAACUGAUAGAAAGAAAAGUGCAACUUGGCAUGGCACAGUUGCUGGCUGUUUGUCUACUGGAGCGAAUAGAUUCUUUGUGUCAGGAGUAGAACUUUUAAAAGAAACUGGUUGGUGGGCACUAAAAUCGUCUCAGCUUCCUUCCUUGGAAGAACUUGAUUCUGUCAUUGUAAAUAUUAAGCCCAGUCGUAAACGUAAAACUGCCGAAAUGAUAGAUUCUUCUCCAAUCAUAGAAGGGACGAGGAAGAAGAAUUCCAAUGUUGUAGAAGCAGCAGUUGCUUUGAAAGAAAAGAAAAUCUGCUUGAUGGAUACACCUAAGCCCUCAAAGCCUAAGAAGAAGCGUGAAUCUAAAUCAAAAGAUAAACAUUUUAUCUUUCCAAAAAAUCAUAGCAUCAAACUUAUUGUACCUAAAAGUGAAUUUUCAGAUAGUUAUGAAUCAUUUGGUGAGGGUUCUUCCAGACAGGGAAUUCCUAAAAUUAUAAUAAAAUCUGGACGAGCUAUUUCCCCUACUUUUACUGAUGAUGCUGUCUCUCAGUGGAUCAAAGAAGAACCGAAAGAUGAAAUUGAUCUAGAAAACAUGGCAGGUACUUUUGAUUUCCCACACCCUCUCCAGACUUCAAACACGCUCAACAGCCUACUAGAUGAUGUGCUGUCUGAAAUCAGCUGCGACAAAACAAGCUUAAAGUCGCCUCAAGGUUAUGAGAGUGAAGAAGAAAACAGCAAUUCUUGCAAAACCAUUGGUAUGGUUAAAAAAAACCAGCAUCCUGAUACCAGCCGUAAGAGGAAAGCUGUCACCAAAGAUGAAAAUCCAGUGAAAGAUACUGUAGUCUCUGACCCCAAAUACACUCUUAUGUGUCCUUAUGAAGAGGAGCAGUUAUUGCUUAAAUUAGAAAGUUACCCAAAGACAAUGAAAGAAAGAUUGGAUGUGAGGAGGUUGUACCGGAAAUUAAUCGUCCGGAAACUGAAAAGAGAAAGAAAUCUCCCGGUUUUCGAUAUUGAUGCCGAAGUGAGGGCGAUUCGAGGUAUGGAUCCUCCAGAUUAUGUAAAGAUUGACGACAUGAAAAAAUCCGCACCUAACUUGAAAACAGUAUUGGACCGCUACCAAGUUGUUUUGUGCAAGGGGCGCAGUAAAAUGCAGCAACACACAUCAUUUGUGACCCGCCUUAUGGGCCUUGAAGAUGAACAGCAAGACUGCAUUAUUAGCCCCUACACAGAACGAGUCCUCCAACCUUUUAUCUUCAGGGACUUCAAAACAAAACCCUUAAAACUGCAAGUCUUGGAAGAACUUUUAUCGCAUAAAAAGUUUAACAGCGUUUUAAAGCCGCCUGAACAGAACUCAAUAGAUUACUGCUAUGUUCGACCCCAACAUAUCCCUGCCAUCAAUGCCCUCUGCCACAAUUUCUUUUGGCCAGGCAUUGAUAUGUCCGAGAGUCUUCAGUAUCCAGACUUUAGCUGUGUUGCACUUUAUAAGAAAGUCAUAAUAGGCUUUGCUUUCAUGUAUCCAGAUGUGAAGUGUAAUGAAGCAUACAUCAGUUUUAUUUUCUGCCAUCCUGAAUGGCGAAAGGCUGGCAUAGCAACUUUCAUGUUGUAUCAUCUUAUGCAAACAUGUCUAGGUAAAGAUAUCACCUUACAUGUGUCUGCCACAAGUUCCGCUGUGUUCUUCUAUGAGAAAUUCGGCUUCAAAGUCGAAGAAUUUGUCCAUGAUUUCUAUGAAAAGUAUUUGCCUCCAGAUUCAAAAGAAUGCCGUCAUGCAUUGUUCCUUAGGCUGAGUAGAUAAUGGUUGUACUUUCCAAGCAAAUAUGUGUCUUUUGAUGUGAAUUAUGUAUCUUGAGUCGCAUGCAUGCAGUUGUAUGACGCAUAUGUUAUUAAGUAUUUAUCAUUUUUGGAUACACACAUGAUGGCAUGUGAAUUAUGAUGAACUUGAUUUUCUUCAUCAAAAAACAAUAUUGUGUGAAAUUAUUUGAUUUUUGGUUGCAUGAAUUUAAUACAGUAAUCCCUCGUUAUAUCGCUCAUUUGUUUCCUUUGUCUCCCGAGAAAUUAAGUUUUUUUUAAAAAUGUUGCUUUGCAUUUGGCAUUGCAGAAAAUCAAAUUUUAUGUUUCACAUACAAAAUAUUUCUUUCAUGAAAAAAACUAGUAUUUUUUCCUUACAUCAAAUUUCUUGCAAUUCAAGCUGAAACUUUCGAUUUGUGUCCUACCCUAAAACAUUAAAGGUAUUUUAUUUAUUUUUUAAUUUUAAAACUACAAUUCGUUAGCAAUGUUUACUUUUGUUCUCAUAAAGAACAUCGUCUUUAUGACAGUGAAAUAAUCUUUUUGUAGGUGCACACGUCUUCCACUUGCAUGAUAAUUCAAUCUUUACUUUUUAUGACUUAGGUUAUAUCGUGCUAUUUUGUUGUCUGCCGACAAGGGUAAUAUAACGAGGAUUUAUUGUACAAAGAAAAUUUAUUUUGCUUGUUUUUGUUGGAAAUAGAGAAGAUGAGAUUCAUAUGUAUUGAUAUUCAACAAUAAAAUUACAAACAAA
Molecule: messenger RNA, 2956 nt
Organism: Uloborus diversus
Lineage: Eukaryota; Metazoa; Arthropoda; Arachnida; Araneae; Uloboridae
Gene: Atac2
Product: cysteine-rich protein 2-binding protein-like
Exons: 1
Coding region: 95-2215 (706 amino acids)
Molecular function (GO): acyltransferase activity, transferring groups other than amino-acyl groups
Source: RefSeq, a predicted model, not a curated record